AUGUUCUCCGGGGACACGAGCGACGCCACCGCCUCCAGCACACUGACGUCGCCCUCGUCGUCCGUCUCGUCCACCUCGUCCUCGUCCUCGUCCUCGUCCAGCGACUACGAGCGCACCCCCGAGCGCAAGAGCCUCAACCGCUCGCUCGGCGUGUACAACACCAUACGGCGCGUCUCGGCGCUCCUGCCGGGCGUCAUCAUCGCCGUCGACGCCUGGUGGAUCAAGUCGGACAGGCUGUGCAGGCCCGGCGACACAGUGUCCAUCUGUAACAAGGUGAUUGUGCUGACGUUCCCCGUGGGCCUCGCAGCCUUCCUCUUCGACGUGGCGACCAUUAUAGUCAACCGCCUCGGCAUCCCGGGCGUGUCGACCAUGCCGCUGGCCAUCAGCGUCAUGUGCCACGUCGUAUUGGCCUUUACGUGCUUCAUCUCCUUCGCCGGGCUGUUCCUUGUCCUCAAACACUCGGUCAACUUUUCGUGGCCCGCGGCUGUCUUGUUCAUCAUCUUGGUGUCUUCUUUGGGGUACGUUGCCGUCCCUCCUGACUUGUAUGGAGAAUGCCAUGCGUCUUGA
Molecule: messenger RNA, 567 nt
Organism: Metarhizium acridum CQMa 102
Lineage: Eukaryota; Fungi; Ascomycota; Sordariomycetes; Hypocreales; Clavicipitaceae
Source: RefSeq, a predicted model, not a curated record